AUGUCGUUUGGCUACAGCGAUGAGUUUGUAAAUGUGUCACGGGGUGAUUUGCCGUAUUCGAAUAUGCUGAGGCAAGUCCACACUGGCGAUCCAAUGGAGUCGCCCAGGCGAAUAAAUCCGUACGCCGACAGACUUUCCGGCUUUGCUUCGCUGAAGACGAAGACAUUCGACAACAACUUCAAGGACAUAGAAGGACUUAAACGCAAAAGUGAAUUGAUGCACCUGUCAGAGAAGUCCCUUUACAGCAAACUAUUCACGCCCAAACUAGAGGCUUUGCAACGACUGGUUGAACCGGGAAGAUUCACAAGCAAGGAAGGCCAAAAGCCCCCAGAGAGCGAUCUUGGUGAAACGUUGACGCAAAAACGGAGCCGCGAAACGCCAAGAGAGAGCGAGGGGCACUCCUCCAGCUCAAGUGCACAGCAGGCGUUUCCAGCGGAACCCGUAUCGCUACACAAGACAGAAGUUCCACCCGUUAAACCUCGUGCUCCGUUGACGGGACUCCGCAUAAAGCACGGUGGAGAAGACUACGAACCCGAUGAGGAAACAGAAGAAAAACCACCGCAAGCAGAGGGUGGGAAGCAGCCGGAACGUGUGGUAACGUUGGUGUCAAACGACGAAGUUGUGAACGGAAUAAAGAAGAAAAGGAUAACUGUACCCAAGGCGGCGUAUAAGCCCUUGGAUGUCGACGAUAAAUCGUCGAACAAGGUUCUCCUCAGGGUGGUGGGUGAUGCGAACACAGAAACGGAUAACCAACGUGGUGACAACUUUGCCGAACACUGGCUAUACACCAUAGAAAACUUCAUCGAAAACCUCACUGACAGGGUGGAAUUGUGCGGUAAUACGCUUGUCAAUACCGGGUCUGUUAUCUCUCAACUUGAGGCGAUGAGGCCGCUGUGGAUGCCGCCGGAGAUAUUCUACCUAUUUUGCAUCAAACCAGUCGGGAUGGAUCCCCAGGAGUUUCUUGAGCUUAUAGAGACGCAUAACAUUGAGGAAUGUACGGAGAGGAUUCACAAGUUCAGCGUGGUCAACACCAACGCCAUGGGGUAUGUGAUAGAUGCGGAAAACGAGACCUUCAAGGAGCUGACCAAACUCAACAAAGUGCACAAGAGGCUACUCAACGAGGAGGAUAUAUACUCCAAAAUACUGGCCAAGAUGACGGACAACUUCAACAACCAGGUAGAGGAUCUGCUGCAAACUACCAGGCAGGACCUCAGACUUGCAGCGGGAGACACAUACCUCCAGUACGGCUCUAUCAAAAACAUGACAACGUGGAAAACUGGCGACCCCAUCAUCAGGGAGAAGGGGUUCUCCCAUGACAGGGCUUCAAAGGACAAGAUGAAAACGCUCCAACAAAUGCAGGAGGUUUUCGGAGAGUACUCAAACGUCUCUUCCGAGUCGUCGGUGGACGAGGCCAAAUACAUAUACUACAUGAAGCUCCUUCAGGAUAUGGAAGACUGUGAACGCGAUGAACUGCGAGAACAGCUUGCGCGUGACCGCACGCAGGCCUUGGCGGAGUACUCGAUGUAUAACACUGUGAAGUGUGCACCCGUGGUAUACAAGCAACGGCUGACGAGUGGCCUUGAUGCGAAUACGGUAGCGACGUUGCAAACCGGAUUCGAACAGGCGUUCGAGGACCUACAGGAGUGUCAAAAGAAGUUCGCGAACAAUAAACAAAUCAUUUUCGCCACCGGAUUCGAAGUCAGGGCUGAAUGUAUUGUGGAACGCAUGGAGUUCAUCAGGGAUGUGCCAGUGUCGGACCUCUUCGAAAAGACAACGCAAAUGACACCAACGGAACGUUUUGCUCAUGCGCAGGUCAUAGUCAGAGAAAUCACAAAACUGGUACGGCAGUUGCAGGGGAUAGAUUUCGUCUUGCCACUCAAGUCAAGCAGACUGUACCUCUCGCCGGCUGGAGCCAAGAUCUCGGUGGGCAUCCCCCUCGCUUUCCUCUCCGCCGACACAAGAGCCCUCCUUAAAAAACACGAGAAGCAUACUAUCGCAACACUGCUUUGGGGGAAGCACAUCGACUGGUACCUCCCGCCGGAGGCAAAGAAUGAUCCAGGUUUUACCCGAGAUCCAUCGGCCAUCACUAAGGCGCACAUAUGGAUGAUCGGAAAGAUACUGUACGAAGUGACCUGCGAUACUACCAUCUCAAGGUCGGCGCUGGAUUACAGCAAAAUCGAGCUCUGCGAAGAUGCAGACGCCCGGGACUUCCUCAAGCUGUGCUUAAACGAGAAUAUACUGAAGCGGCCGUCCGUAGAAGACUUGCUGAAGCAUCCGUUUAUGAAGCGGAGCAAGCUGAACUACGGCUCUCUCGGGCCGGUCGACGUCGGCAAGGUGCAAUGUGCCGUGGAGAUUCUAGGCGACAUCGAGACAAUCGUUCUCAACAAAAUCAACCGCACCGAAAAGGGCGUUGCGGACUACGAGCAGAACGAGAACUGGGAGGCGGUGCUGGGUGAAAGCAGCGGCAACGACGCCGGCGAGCUCUACGCCUUCCAGGCGGCGGCCGUGGAGAGCCCCGUGGAAUCGCACAUAUACAAGUUCUCGAAGGUUAGCAGCAGGAGCAUAGCGCGUAUAUGCCCGCUGGAGCCGAAGGAGUGGAUUUUGGUGCUGAACGCCGAUGGAGACCUCUACCUUCUCGACGCAUUCUUCAAAGGGAAUCCAUCCAUGCUCUUAAAAAGGGUCACGGCAGUGGGCAGAAGGCUGGCAGAACCGGCGUACGAUCAGGAUGCAACGAGUGGACCUUUGAACGCGCUAGUCAACCUCAACCAAUUCUGCGUCGGAACCGACAACAAGCUGUACCUGUAUUCGGCGGAGGGUCAGAUAGAGCAGCAACGCGCUAUAACGGUAGAUGGGAUCGUCCAUAGCGUUUCAUGGUUCAAAAACGUCAUCGUUAUAGGCACCAGGGAGGCUUACUACCUCCUUGAUGCAGAGGGGACUGUGUGCCAUGAGCUGUGCAGCAACCUGCAGGUGGACGAGAAGGAUGUGGGAGCGCCCGCGCUAACUACUGCCUGCGUUGACGGGGAUGUUAUGGUUGUGUGUCAAAACAUCGGCAUUUUCUACAGCACCGAGACCAUGAACCUGUCGAAGAAAAACACAAUACAGUGGAGGAACCGACUGGAGGCCUUGGGUUGUGCUCCGCCGUAUGUCAUAGGUGUAACUGUGGAUCGCCUGGUGGAAGUGUAUGGGGUCAGGGACCAGCUGCUGUACCAAACCAUCGACCAAACGAACGCGAACUUUGUCCACUACAUGCCAGAUAGGUCCUGCGUCCUCACUGCCACCCCCAAUGUCGUCACUGUGAUGAAACCCAAAUCAUACCAUCAGUGCCUUGCUGACUGCAUCGAACGAAAGGAUAUAAAGCAGGCACUCCAUCUGGCAGAUGUAUAUUUUGCACCGGACGACCCGAUGCGAGCCGUGGAAACGAAAGUGGCACAUACGGUGGCGGGUUGGGUUAGGUUCUCUGAUGUCAACUUUCCCCUCGCUUUCCAGCAUUUCACGUUGGGGGAUGUGGACAUUGUUCACCUGAUCUCGUUUUGGAACCACUAUGCCGAACUCGAAGUUCCGGAGUUGUAUGUCCGCAACCAGCAGGUGCCGGCGAUUCUGCGCAAAUUCAUACCCAAUGCCACGGGAAUAGAUCAGUUCGUCGUCAAGCGCUUCGGCGAACUAAAGGACGUUCUGCCAGAGAACACGACGGUAACCAAACUCUUGGAAAUGGCCAAUGUCUCUUUUGCCGCUUUCCUGCUAAAGCACUUCAACCCCAAGACGUUCUUGAGCAGGAACGGGGAGGCACUGGACGAAUUCAACCAGGCGCUCGUGGGCACAGUAGAAAAAACAAAUCUGCUGUUGCUGGCUGAGUGCGACGAUCCUAAAUGCAGCAUUAUCAUCAACAGACCCAGGGAAGAAACCUUCCUGGACCCGGACGCAUGCGGCAAACACCUCGUGAAGAUGAACAAGAGCGAAGUAUUCGCCAAACUGCUCAUCAAACAGGAGCGAUACAGAGAGGCGAUGGAUAUCAUGGCCAAGUAUAUCAGGGACGAGGUCGGCGAGGUGGCAACCGAAGACGUCACGAUGGAUAUAAAGUCCGUCUGCUCCGAACUCGCAUCGUGCCUCAACAUGCUCAUCGAAAACAGCCACAACGAAUACACAGACAAUAAGACAGAUGUCAAACCAGAGGAAGAAAUACGGGACAUUCUCAACACGUACCUGCCCGUACUACUUUCCAGCUACCCCAAUGCAGUGAUUUUACACGGCAAGAACAAAAAUGCAAAAGACAGUAUCACCGCCAUCAAGAAAACGCUGCUGGAGCUCCUGGAAUCUAACAACAAUUUCGACAUGGUGGAACUUGAGCCCCUGCUAGCGAAGCUGAAUCUCGUCGAGACAAAGGUGCUAGUGCACAGCAUGUUCAACCGACAUGAGGACGCGCUGAGAACAUUGUUCGAGUGGGAUCAGUCCGAAGAGCGGACAAAGCGAUGUGAGGCAUACUGCAUGUGCUUCGGAGACGUUGCGACCGUUUAUAGUGCUGUGGAGAAGGAAGUCCCGUUUAAACGGUAUUUCAGCAACAUCGACUACUGGAUGCGCAGGGCUAGUGAGUGGCCGCUUGCUGGGCACCACAUAUACAAUAUCAAUAUGUCAGACACUUCAAUCGACCGGCUACUCUUACUGCUACUGAAAAUCAUCGUGGAGCACUCCCACCGCGACGAGGGGUGCAUAGUUUUGGUGCGAGACCUGCUGGCGAAGUACAUCCCACUAUGCACCCACAACUCCGUGCUAAAUGCAUCAAGCAUCGUGGAACUCAUACCAGACAGCUGGAAUUUCGCGGUAUUCGCCGACGUGUUCACGCAACUACAGCUCAAGGCAUUGCAUGAACAGCGGACUAUGGCCAUGAAACGCGGAUUGACGAGGUCGCUGCAUUCACAAACAGCGAAAAACCUAUACAAGCUUACGUGUGUCCCGCCAAUCACCAUUGACGCAACCUCGACGUGCACCAUUUGCCAGGAACCAAUCAAGCUGGGAAUGUCUAUCGCUAUACCGCCGCCAAACCAGAACGACGCUACGCAGCAGCAGGCUAGCAAGCAACAGAUGCUCAUGCAUGAGCAGUGCGCGAAAAAUGUGCACGACAAGUGA
Babesia ovata is the source of this 5121-nucleotide messenger RNA. RefSeq names its product TGF beta receptor associated related, putative. The coding region runs from base 1 to 5121 and encodes 1706 amino acids. The transcript is spliced from 8 exons. NCBI's taxonomy places the organism in Eukaryota, Apicomplexa, Aconoidasida, Piroplasmida, Babesiidae. Gene Ontology annotation, biological process: endosomal vesicle fusion; vesicle-mediated transport; autophagy. The record is from RefSeq and is a predicted model, not a curated record. Gene Ontology annotation, cellular component: cytoplasm; membrane.